Molecule: messenger RNA, 465 nt
Organism: Angiostrongylus costaricensis
Lineage: Eukaryota; Metazoa; Nematoda; Chromadorea; Rhabditida; Metastrongylidae
Source: the annotation of a GenBank genome assembly
AUGGAUGAUCCUAAUCCGAUACGAAACCUUUUCAUUAGCGGCGUAACGCAAACACCUGCUGACGUAAUCGACGCAAUACGAAGUGGUUUCGUCGGCUCAGAUAUGUCAUCGAUAGACGAGAGUGUUAAGAAGAAGAUUCGUCGCCUGAAGGCGAACGGAAGAGAACGUCAACGUAUGCACGGUCUUAACGAUGCACUGGAUGUGUUGCGACAGUACGUACCUAUCACAGUCCAACAUCAAAAGCUGAGUAAGAUCGAAACACUUCGAUUGGCCAGGAACUACAUCUUGGCUUUGCAACGGAUUCUCUACACUGGACGUCCACCCACUCCACUCGAGUACGCCUAUCAGUUGUCGAUUGGCCUCAGUCAGACGACGACCAACAUGCUGGCGAAUCUGCUUCAGGUACGUGACGAUCUUGUUUCUUAUUUGUUUUUAAAAUAUUUUAGUUUUUCAUUACGGCAAUAA